Molecule: messenger RNA, 1242 nt
Organism: Tripterygium wilfordii
Lineage: Eukaryota; Viridiplantae; Streptophyta; Magnoliopsida; Celastrales; Celastraceae
Product: equilibrative nucleotide transporter 3-like
Exons: 8
Coding region: 1-1242 (413 amino acids)
Biological process (GO): nucleoside transmembrane transport
Cellular component (GO): plasma membrane
Molecular function (GO): nucleoside transmembrane transporter activity
Source: RefSeq, a predicted model, not a curated record
AUGACUUCUGCUGAUGGAAGUGAGCCUACAAAGAGACUUGAAGGGAAAAUUCUAGCCAACAUAGUAUGUUGGAUUCUGGGAUUUGGAUCCCUUAUCUCCUGGAACAGUAUGCUGACAAUAGGAGAUUACUACUACGCAUUGUUCCCGGAAUACCACCCUUCAAGGGUACUUACCUUUGUUUAUCAACUCUUUGCUCUGGGAACGAUGGCAAUACUAGCGUACUAUGAGUCUAGGCUCAACACCAGAAAGCGGAACAUAGCCGCAUACACAAUCUUUACCAUAAGUACUUUCUUGCUUAUAUCUUUGGAUUUAGCAACAUCAGGAAAGGAUGGAGUAGGACCUUUUGUUGGUAUAUGCGCAAUUGUUGCUUGUUUUGGGCUUUCAGAUGCCCUUGUCCAAGGUGGAAUGGUUGGAGAUCUAUGUUUCAUGCUCCCUGAAUUCAUCCAGUCCUACUAUGCUGGUUUGGCCGCAUCAGGAGCAGUGACUUCUGUUUUGAGGCUAAUCACAAAAGCAGCCUUUGACAAAGUCGAACAUGGUCUUCGCAAGGGAACCAUGUUGUUUCUGGCGAUCUCAGCAUUCUGUGAGUUUAUAUGCAUUCUGCUAUAUGCGUUUGUCUUCCCUAAACUAGCGAUAGUGAAGUACUAUCGAGCAAAGGCAGCCUCGGAAGGAUCAAAAACUGUUUCAGCUGAUCUGGCCGCUGCUGGCAUCCAGACACAGCAAAACGAAGCCGAAGAUAGAUUAAGCAACAAACAAUUGUUGUUUCAGAACAUAGAUUAUGCACUUGACCUUUUUCUCAUAUAUCUGCUGACAUUAUCAAUAUUCCCGGGUUUCUUAUAUGAAAACACUGGAGAACACAAGUUGGGUGCGUGGUAUUCACUGGUUCUAAUUACACUGUACAAUGCGGGGAAUCUGAUUGGAAGAUACGUUCCUCUCCUCAAAUGCAUCAAGAUAGAGUCCAGAAAAAGACUUAUGAUUGUAAUUUUGUCACGUUUCCUAUUCAUUCCUGCAUUUUAUUUCACCUCAAAACAUGGUGAUCAGGGUUGGAUGAUAUUUCUCGUCUCCUUAUUGGGAUUGACUAAUGGUUAUCUAACCGUGUGCGUCUUUACAGUGGCACCUAAAGGGUACAAGGGACCUGAGCAGAAUGCUUUGGGUAAUUUGCUGGUACUAUUUAUACUAGGUGGCAUAUUUGCUGGGGUUUCUCUUGAUUGGUUGUGGCUCAUUGGCAAGAAGAAUGCCUUCUAA